GCCAAUCUUUUACUCUCAGGAACUGUCCCAUACCUACGCAGUGGGUCCUUUUUUGGAUACAACUGUGGAUAAAUUUCUAUUUUUAUUCAAGAACAUUUGUUUGGACAUGGACCCUCGUCUGACACUCCUGUUAUUCUUCAUCUGCAGCAUAGGAGCCAUUAAUGCUGAGGUGUCUGAAAAUGGAUCAAUUUCCACGGUGGCUCCCAUGGUACCGAGUCACAGCCCAGAGCUAGUAGAGGGAGAUAAUGAAAAUUCAGUUACCGCAGAAGUGCCCACAAUUACAACAACAGUAACAAGUGGGCCCAGUGAAAACACAACAGAGGAAGUAGACGAAGAUGGAUGUCUGUCUAAAAGUCCUUCAUCGAGAAGGAAAAUUGCAAAUGCCAUUGAGAAACUGGGCAUGAAGCUAUUGCAGAACCUGGAGACGACACCAGACCAACCAAAUAUAAUCAUCUCUCCUCUGAGCAUUGCACUAGGACUUUCUCAACUGGCCUUAGGUGCAGUCAAUGAGACAGAGGAACUUCUCAUGCAGCACCUCCACGACCACUCUCUGACUUGCUACCACCAGGCCCUCCGCCAUGUGUUAUCACAGCUCAGAAACAUCGACCUGCAGCUGGCCACACGCAUCUUCUUACGCAAAGGAUUUGAGCCAAAGCAAGAAUUUAUUGAGAAAUCCCAGCAGUUUUAUGGCUCUGAUGCAGCGGUUGUGGAGAGUCUUGAGCAGAUAAAUGAUUGGGUGGACAAAGCCACAAAUGGAAAGAUGAACAACUUCCUCAAGGCUUUACCACCAAACAUGCUUCUUAUGCUCAUCAAUGCAAUUCACUUUAAAGGACAAUGGAAAGCUCAGUUCGACCCACGUUACACUUCCAGAGGUGUCUUCUAUCUGGAUCAAAACAGCAUGGUUGAUGUUGACAUGAUGGAAGCUGGCAAAUAUUCAUUGAGUUCAUUCAUUGACAAUGAACUAGAGGCACAGGUAGCACGGUUCCCGUUCCUAAACUCCAUGAGUUUGCUUGUGGUCAUGCCUGCAUCUGGCCAUGUCAACAUUUCUUCUCUUGCUACAAAAUUAAACCUAUCAAACGUCUAUGAGCGGCUGCCACGCGAGAAAGCUGUGAACGUGAAGAUCCCCAAAUUCAAGCUUGAGUACAGCCAGGAGCUACAGGAAGUUUUCACAAAACUGGGUUUAGGAGAUGUGUUUAGUAAUCCCAAUUUGGCUGACAUAUGUGAUGGGCCCCUGCUAGUAUCCAGUGUCCAGCAUAAGUCCAUAAUAGAAAUAAAUGAGGAAGGGGCAGAGGCAGCAGCUGCAACAAAUGUGGUCAUCUCCAGGGCAUCCAAUCCAAUAUUUCACAUGAUCCACCCAUUCUUCAUCGCCCUCAUGAACGAUGUUCUCAAACUGCCAGUCUUCAUGGGUGUCAUCAACAACCCCAGUCCUGGAGCUCCAGUCAUCGCGAGAGCAGAUCCUGGAGACAAGUUGGGAUAUCCAGUUGACAAGAAUUUCCUGGGUACAUCUGGAGUACCACCUAAAUAAAUACAAAACCUUAUCUGAUCUGAUUAUUCAUAACAAGACUUUACUAUCCGGACAGAUAGAAAAUUCAAUAUAUGCUUCCUUUAUAUGAGCCAAGUGUGCACAAUGUUCAGUUGUUGUGUCUUCUAAUAAAUGCCGCUGUCAAACAAUCUGUUUGAAUCAUGUGGAUUUACUGUAAACACAUUUGUAUCCUUUUGUGCUUUGGUAAAAUAGUCAAGGUUUAUGUUAUGUAAAAAAAUUACA
Molecule: messenger RNA, 1765 nt
Organism: Boleophthalmus pectinirostris (great blue-spotted mudskipper)
Lineage: Eukaryota; Metazoa; Chordata; Actinopteri; Gobiiformes; Gobiidae
Gene: serpinf2b
Product: serpin peptidase inhibitor, clade F (alpha-2 antiplasmin, pigment epithelium derived factor), member 2b
Exons: 9
Coding region: 107-1525 (472 amino acids)
Biological process (GO): negative regulation of endopeptidase activity
Molecular function (GO): serine-type endopeptidase inhibitor activity
Source: RefSeq, a predicted model, not a curated record